Molecule: messenger RNA, 1542 nt
Organism: Phodopus roborovskii (desert hamster)
Lineage: Eukaryota; Metazoa; Chordata; Mammalia; Rodentia; Cricetidae
Gene: Gfral
Product: GDNF family receptor alpha like
Exons: 9
Coding region: 1-1542 (513 amino acids)
Biological process (GO): nervous system development
Cellular component (GO): external side of plasma membrane; signaling receptor complex
Molecular function (GO): signaling receptor activity
Source: RefSeq, a predicted model, not a curated record
AUGAUAGUAUUCAUUUUCCUGGCUGCGAGGCUAAGCUCAGAAAAUGAGCCCACUUCCCAGACAAAUGACUGUGCAUAUUUAAUGCAGCAAUGCUUAAUUGACAGAAAUGGCUGUGAGCAGUCAUGGAGAUCAUUGGAGGACACCUGCAUUGUUCCAGGUGACUCCUGCAAGAUAAAUAACUCAUCAUAUUGUAAACUGAGUGUCCAGUCUUUGGUGGAAAAAAAUUUCCAGUUUAAAGAGUGUCUUUGUAUCGAUGAUCUCCACUGCACAGUGAACAAACUUUUUGGGAAAAAAUGCAUCAAUCAAACAGAGGAGUCAACUCUGCCUUCCGAUUUAGUGCCAAGGUCAAAUGUCACACGAGGGUUCCAGGGGAAAGAUACAUCUUUAAUGGCUGAAAGGAAGGAUGACUGUGUCACAGCAGCAGAGACCUGCCAGGAAUCUGAGAACUGCUCUCUGCUCCAUGAGAACUUUAAGAAAGCCUGUGGCAAAGGAACAGCACAAUGCCACACCCUUAGUGGUCAACAGUUGUGUGUGGCCCUAAGAGAGAGUCUGAGAGAGACAGUUUUGUGGGACUGUCAGUGCGGUUCCCCUUUAGAAGGAGACUGUAUUCGAAUUUGGAAAAGCUUAUUUGAAGACAUUUGCAUACAGGAUACGCCAAUCAAUCAAAUUCCUACCUUCAGUCAAGACAACCAAGACAAUGAAAAUAGAUUCAAGGAGGGCAUUGCUUCAGGAUUCAGACAGAUGCAGUCUUGUUUGGAAGUGACAGAAGCAUGCGUAGGGGAUGUGGUUUGUAAUGCACAAUUGGCCCUUUACCUUAAAGCAUGCUCAGCAAAUGGAAAUCUGUGUGAUGUGAAACAUUGCCAAGCAGCCAUACGGUUCUUCUAUCAAAAUAUGCCUUUUAACACUGCCCAGAUGUUGGCUUUUUGUGACUGUGCUCAAUCUGAUAUACCCUGUCAGCAGUCCAAAGAAACUCUUCACAGCAAGCCAUGUGCACUGAACAUAGUUCCACCCCCCACUUGCCUCAGUGUAAUUCACACUUGCCGAAAUGAUGAAUUAUGCAGGACACACUAUCGAACAUUCCAGUCAGAAUGCUGGCCCCGUGUGACAGGAAAGUGCCAAGAGGACGAGGCCUGCAUCAGCACACUAAGCAAGCAAGACCUUACAUGUUCUGGGAGUGACAGCUGCAGGGUCGCCUACCUGGGAACCUUUGGGACAGUCCUCCAAGUGCCAUGUGCUUGCAGGAGCAUCACACAGAACGAAGAACCUUUGUGCAUGACUUUCCAGCACAUGCUUCGGAGCAAAUCGUGUUUCAAUUACCCAACUCCUAAUGGCAAAGACAUUUCCUCAUAUAAAAGAAAGCGUUCAAAGGAAAUUAAUCUGACUGGGUUUGCAUCUCCCUUCAAUGGAGAACUAGUUUAUGCUGUCCUGUGCAUGGUAGUUACCUGUGGAAUUCUUUUCUUGGUGAUGCUCAAGCUGAGGAUAUCAAGUAAAAAAAGAGACCCCUCACCUAUUGAAAUAGCUGGAGGUGUCAUCACUCAGUGA